Messenger RNA from Orbilia oligospora ATCC 24927, 2571 nucleotides. RefSeq lists its product as uncharacterized. The transcript has 6 exons. Gene Ontology annotation, molecular function: DNA-binding transcription factor activity, RNA polymerase II-specific; zinc ion binding; DNA binding. The coding region runs from base 1 to 2571 and encodes 856 amino acids. The record is from RefSeq and is a predicted model, not a curated record. Gene Ontology annotation, biological process: regulation of DNA-templated transcription; DNA-templated transcription. NCBI's taxonomy places the organism in Eukaryota, Fungi, Ascomycota, Orbiliomycetes, Orbiliales, Orbiliaceae.
AUGCCCGGAAUUAUCCCUAUGAAACUAAUCAAGACCGGGAACUCGAACCAAGUUCGUGUUGCCCAGGCCUGCGAUCGUUGUCGAAGUAAAAAGAUCCGAUGUGACGGAAUAAGACCAAGUUGCUCGCAAUGUGCCAGCGUCGGCUUCCAGUGCAAGACUUCGGACAAGCUUUCGCGGAGGGCUUUCCCUCGUGGAUACACAGAGUCCCUUGAGGAACGUGUAAGAGCUCUUGAGGCUGAGGUCACAGAACUAAAGAGUCUUCUUGAUGCCAAAGACGAACAACUGGAUGUCCUUUCCAGGUUACAUUCAUUCUCGCCAUAUUCUCCGUCGUCGCUGUCGUCGACAAGUCCGAAGCGGCCCACACCUAGUAAAACUGUUUCCGAAUCUUCAGGCCCUUCUGCCGCUGAGCCGGAUGACUGUUGCAAUGAGGAUGACAUCUUUGCUAUGCCCGAGUCGUCUUCCCUUGUUCAUGAUGGGAAGUCUGGAGAGUUCUACACAGGUGCAUCGAGUGGUCGUGCCUUCAUUGACAUCUUCAAGUCUCGGAUGAAAGAAACUAGCCCAUGCGACAUCGAGUUCUCCGGUAAUACCUUCUUCACCCGUAAGGAACGUAUCGUUAAGAUAUUCCCCAACCGGUCGGCGGCUCAUGCUGUUAAGCCUCCGCCACGCAUGAUCUCGGACCUACUCGUCACUGCCUUCUUCCAGGAAUACCACCCACUCUUCCCUGUCUUACAUAGACCCAAGUUUCUUUCCAUCUACGAGAACCUUAUCAACUGUGAACAAGAGUCACCUGAAUACCCUCGAGAGUAUCAUGAGAUCGCCCAAUUGUUCCUCGUCUUCUCUAUUGCAUCUUCCCAAAGCGAAACUCGGAACACUGCCGAACAUGAGUCCUUCACAAGACAAUGGCAAUACGCCCUUGAAGCCAUCAUGCUUGAACCUUCCUUGGAGAGUCUGCAAUGCCUUGUGCUGGCACAACUCUAUUGCAUGUCCAUUGGAGACGACAGCAGACUCAACCAAUACAAGAGCUUGGCUGUUGGUACUGCCAUGCGUCUCGGAUUGAACCAAGACCAGAAGAAGUUUGGUGUCACUGCCUUGCAACUUGAGAUGAGGAAGCGUGCCUUCUGGUGCGUUUAUUUACUCGAUGCAUUCUCUGCAUCCAUGCUUGGCCUCCCCACAUUAAUCAGUGAUGAUGAGGUUAACGCCGAGUACCCCGCCGACAUUGACGAUGAAUAUGUUUCUGAGUCCGGCUUCUUGCCCACAAUGCCUGGUGACCACACUAAGAUCUCUAGUGCAUUGGCCUUGUUCCGUGGAUCGAGAAUUCUUUCCAGGGUCCUUUCCACUGUUUAUUCGAUGAAGUCAAGCAACAAACAAUCGUAUAAGCAGCUUCAACAAUUAGAAGAAGACUUGGAUUCUUGGAAGAUGAACUUACCGGAACAUCUCAGACUAGAAUUUGUUAAUGGCAUGCCUGGUACAAACAUUGUUCACAGCCGGUCGCCGCUUUUGGUCUUCGCAUACUAUUACAUUAGGAUCUUAAUACACCGAUCGACUAUUGGUUCCGAUGCUAAUAGCGGAGCUGGAUCUGUACAUGCUGUCGUCGAGUCGAGCAACCGCAUGUUCCAAAUUGUCAAGCUCUUAGAAGAACGAAAGCUAGGGUUCUCUUUCUGUUUGAACAAGAACCAGACCCUUCUUCUUUGCACCUUCGCCAUCCUUCAUGGCGCCACCGACUACGCACAUGAUGGCAUUCUUGCUAAGGAUACCCAGAAACUUGUAUCCGAGAUUCUAAACACUCUACAGAAGAACCGAUACCCCUUGGCCAAAGCUCUCAAUGUCAUCGCGUCCUCUCUGUUCAAACUUGGUCGGAGGUCUACAAGCCUAGAGACUAGUCCUUCGCCGUCGCUACCCGGCCCCAUCCGGGACGAUGUUCAGCAACUCCGUCGAGCCUAUUCCGUGUCUUCGAAGCCUCAGGAUAAGCCAAAGCCCCGACAGAUCCAAACUGAUGUGUCACCCUCUGGCAACAUGUCGCCCCCCUCUAGCCUCACCUACCAUUCCAACUGGAGCCGACAGAGCCUUCCUCCACAAGGAGUCUCCCCGAAGUCUCUUCAUAACACAAAGAGCAUGACCCCACCUUGUCCGAUAACUCCAAUCACUCCGAACCUCGACAAGUCGGGCUCUGAUAUCUAUAGCUGGAGCAUGGAGACCACACCAACCAACGGCCGCCAAGUCGCUGCUAGUGGGUCCGAAUGGGAAAGGAUGCUGGCAUUGAUGGAUCAAAAUCAGGGAAUCAACAUUUAUGGUGGAGGCAGCAAUUUCGAAUCCCCGAUUGACCUCAAUUCCGCCCUGGAAUCACCCUCGGAUAGUGCGGACCGAAGAGACAGCAACUCCGCUCGAUCGAUAUAUGAGGUUUUACAUCCUACAGCUGCAAGUGUGUCCUCUUUCUCGAAUUUCAGCGACGAGGAUCUAGCGCUACCAAUCUUUGAUGCGGAUAGCACAUCUGGUUAUUAUCCGGACCUAAUGUCGGGCGCAAUACCUAUUCCGGGAGCACCUCUCAACCUCGACAAUACUUGGACACUGUGA